Messenger RNA from Ostrinia nubilalis (European corn borer), 1139 nucleotides. RefSeq names its product putative nuclease HARBI1. The record is from RefSeq and is a predicted model, not a curated record. The transcript is spliced from 5 exons. NCBI's taxonomy places the organism in Eukaryota, Metazoa, Arthropoda, Insecta, Lepidoptera, Crambidae. The coding region runs from base 32 to 1087 and encodes 351 amino acids.
AAUAUCCUUGCUGUGAUCCUUGCUUGUGAAAAUGAAUGCUAUAAAUGCAAUUGUGCAUUUAGCCAAUAAUGCCGACCCAGCGCGACGUAGAAAGCUCUACCGCCAACGAAGCAACCCAUUCGAUUUGCGGGACCUAAAUUUUAAAAUAAAAUAUAGGUUCAAUAAGGACACAGUGCGCACCAUCAUAGAUUUGGUGGAAGAUGAUCUGGUUCAGAGCGCUAGAGGUGGUGGCACGUGUCCUGAACUGCAAGUUUUAGUGGCCAUAAGAUGUUGGGGACGUCGUGAGGUACAAGAUGAUGCUGGUGACCUCCAUGGCCUAAGUCAGCCGACAGUGAGCCGGAUAUGCGCCAGAGUCGCGCAUGCAAUCGCGAAUAAGGCAAAUUCCUUCAUCAAAAUGCCUAUCACUAUAGGAGAGCAGGAAAGAAUUAGUGCCAAAUUUAGAGCAAUUAAAAAUUUUCCUGGGGUGAUAGGAGCCAUAGAUUGCACCCACAUUAAAAUUAAAAAAACCGGAGGUGACAUGGCCCAGUACUAUAUUAAUAGAAAAGGCUAUUAUUCCCUGAAUGUUCAGGUUGUCUGUGAUGCUGACCUCAAAAUAAUGGAUAUAGUGGCUAGAUGGCGAGGCAGUACACAUGACAGUCGAAUUUUUAUGGAGAGCAAUAUAAAACAACGAUUUGAGGAUAGGCAGUUUAGAGGACGCCUUAUUGGCGAUUCGGGCUACCCUCUUCUGCCAUAUCUAUUUACACCUAUUUUAAGGCCUAGUCGUCCAGAAGAAGAAGCAUACAAUAAUGCUCACAUCUCAACUAGGAACACUGUUGAAAGGUGUUUUGGGGUGUGGAAGCAGCGGUUCCAAUGCCUACUCCAUGGCUUACCAGUAAGCCUCCAAAAUGGAAAAGCUGUGAUCAUAGCAUUGGCUGUAUUACAUAAUAUAGCCAUUGAUAUGAAUGACACAUUGUUAGAACAACAUAUGGAGCAGGUCCCUGUAACUCCGCAACUUUCGACGGAGAACAGUGUUCACGACAACCGACCUUCAUUGUUGAGGCGUAGGUCGCAGUUGAUACUACAAAAUUUUAUAAAUCAACAUUUUUGAAUGAUACUGUUCCUGGCAUCUUAAUGAAAAUAAAAAGAAUAUUUGAUUGAAA